AUGGAGCCUGACCUGAACGCUGUGGUGACUUUGUCUGUCCAGGAGCUCAUUUCAAACGUGACUCUAAGGGCCAACGCCAUUGAUCUAGUGGAAUUGAACGAUACUGCCAUUUUCACCUGCUCCGUCUCCUCUGGCACUUCCCUCUCUUACCGCUGGCUGAAUGGCAGCUCAGAGGUAACAGCCAGUGACAGAGUUCGGCUUGGUGGUGGGAACAGCACUCUCACCAUAGUCAGUGUGACACGAUACGAUGAAGGGCCUUUCAGAUGUGAGGUCAUCAACGGAAUCAGCAAUGGCACCAGCCAACCCAUUGGCCUCAAUGUUAGAUAUGGCCCAAGUAACCUCACCAUGAUGGUACUUCCUGAGAUGACCAUAGGACAUACAGCCUGUCAAUACGGGCUCUGA
Messenger RNA from Coregonus clupeaformis (lake whitefish), 402 nucleotides. Its product is annotated as carcinoembryonic antigen-related cell adhesion molecule 8-like. Lineage: Eukaryota; Metazoa; Chordata; Actinopteri; Salmoniformes; Salmonidae. The record is from RefSeq and is a predicted model, not a curated record. Bases 1 to 402 code for a protein of 133 amino acids. The transcript has 3 exons.